Gigantopelta aegis is the source of this 2876-nucleotide messenger RNA. Its product is annotated as tigger transposable element-derived protein 6-like. Gene Ontology annotation, molecular function: sequence-specific DNA binding. Bases 1076 to 2419 code for a protein of 447 amino acids. The transcript is spliced from 2 exons. Gene Ontology annotation, cellular component: nucleus. The record is from RefSeq and is a predicted model, not a curated record. Lineage: Eukaryota; Metazoa; Mollusca; Gastropoda; Neomphalida; Peltospiridae.
CAGCAAUACAUAGUUAUGUUUUCAGCUGAACAAGAGAACAAGAGAUAAAAUAACACCUUUCAGGCAUUGGAUGUGGGAAUAUUUAAAAUGGAUUCUGCCAGAAUCAUAAAAUGAUGUUAUAUCUAUAGAUAUUUUAGGAUUCUAUCUCAUAUACUGUAUUUGACCGGGAAUAAGCCCAUGCCUGUGAAUAAGCCCACUCCCAUUUUUAGCAGAUCUAAAGAAUUAGGCCCAUAUCCUUGAAUAAGCCCAUACCCAAAUAUGUAGUAUGUUUGCUAUCAAAAUUCACUGAAAGUUCAAAAGAUCGUUGGGUGACAAACUGGUCCCAAGAUAACAAGUAUUAAAAUGAUUUAAAACAAUGUUGUAGUUUGUGUUGUUUUAAUUUUUUAUAGCUUAAUAAAUACGAUUAUAUUACCAAUAAAGUGCAUACUUUUAGUACUAUGUACCAUCCCCCCACCCCACCCAGGCACAAACACACUACAGUCAUAUACAGUCAACAAUUUCACUGUCGGCUAUUGUACUUUGAUCAACAAAGCGACCAUUUCGUGAAACCUAAAGUAUGUCUGUUUCACUUGUGUCUUUGAUGAAAGCCGACCUUCCUGGCUUACAGUAAAAAUAGCUACAACAAAAACCUUUCUGAUUGGUUGAUUUGUAAUACUACUCGUGACGUCCCAUGAACUGACUGUUGUGAGGUAUGGAAGAGGGCGUGAAGACUGCCUUGAUUGACAACCAACUCAUGAUUGGUUGAAUGGUGUGGUAAGCAUUUUAAUUAAUUGACUGUUGUUUUUGUUGUGAAUUCUCAGUUGAGGCGCACUGACUCAUUAAUGAAUAAAAUAAAAGAAAUAAGUGUUUAACACAAACGAUGCAGCCACAUCUAUGUUUUUAUAAUAUCAUUAGAUUUAUUUAGUACUAAUCACACAUAAAACGAAUUGAGAGAAAAUAUUAUGCAUCAAACAAAAUGAAUAGAAAAGGUGAGUAAUAUUGAUAAACAAGCUCGCUUGGGGUAAUUACUGAGAAAUGCUAUAUAGUGGGUCUUAAAAAUACACAUAGUUUCUGUUUUCACCAAUAUACACUGAACAUGCCUUUCGUACGCAAACGGUAUACUGUAAAAGAUAAGUUAGAUGUUGUUGGCUGGUUUAGACGUAAUGGCCGAAAUCUGUCCGCGGCUGAAAGAGAAUAUGGCAUUUCAAGAAAACAGGUUCGACUGUGGGACAAAGAUUACGAGAAAUUGCUGAUGUUUUCGAAAGGCAAAGAUAGCGAACGAAAGAAUAUUGGUAGUGGAGCGGAAGCAAUGAACACCGAAAUGGAUCAAGCCGUCUUCGAAUGGUUCAAGGAUGAGCGGGCAGAAGGUAGAUGCGUGUCAAACUACUUUCUGCAAAGCAAGGCCAGAGAAGUUGCCAGUCAGAUUAGAGUACAGAAGUUCCAGGCAUCAAACGGGUGGCUACGUAGGUGGAAGCAGCGAUAUUCGGUGGGAAUCAGACGGGGGACAAACGACGCACAGAAAAUCCCGAGUGAUUACAAGGAGAAAAUUUCAGGUUUUCAUUCAGCAAUCCGGGCUUUAAGACAGAAAUGGGACUACACCGAUUACAACAUAGCGAAUAUGGACCAGACGAUGGUUAGAUUUGACACUGUACCGAAAUACACAAAUGAGGUCAAAGGAGCAAAGACUGUGCGAAUCUCUCACACCGGCGGUGCUAAAAAGGGGUGUACAGUAGCUUUGACGGCGAGUGCUAAUGGGGACAAACGAAAAGCUUUGAUCAUCUUCAAGGAGAAAAAUGGUGUUAUCGGCCCACGAGUGCUACCCACGUUGAAAGUGCCAGACAAUGUAUUGAUUACUGCUACGGAGAACGGUUGGAUGACAACAGCAAAAGUACACCAUUUCAUCCGACAUGUCUGGGGACCAAACGACGACGACACUCGGCGACUUCUCAUAUUGGACGCAUACAAGCCACACACGUGCCAGUCAUCGACAGAUCGUUUUGACGAGUACGAGACCGACAUAGUAACAGUACCAGGAGGCUGCACGGGACUUGUCCAGCCAAUGGAUACUCACGUGAACAAGGUGUUCAAAGAGAGAAUAAAGCAACAGUGGUGCGAGUGGUUCAAGUUGGCAAAGCGGAACUGCAGAGGAAAUUAUGUACAACCUACAAGACAGAACAUUAUAGACUGGAUAAGUGUCGCGUGGGAAGCUGUUGAGGAGGGAACCAUCCGGGGGGCUUUUAAGUCCUGUGGGAUUUCGCUACCAUUGGAUGGAAGCAGAAACUAUCUGCUAAGUUCUCGCUUGGUCGACGAUGUUGGACUGGAAAUCAAGGAAGUGCCACCACAUGAAGAGAUCGAAUCUGGAGUUCAUUUCGACGAUGAGGAUGGCGACACUGAUGACAUCGAGUUUGUUGGGUGGGACCAGGAUGAACUUGACAUCUGAUUAUGUACUUUCACUUUGUGUGCUGGAUUAUGUGUGUUCAUACGUUGUAAAAUAAAUUAAAAAACGAUAUUCUUUGGAUGUUGAAAUUAAAUUUAUUACCGCUUUUGUUGUUUUAUUUAUUGAUAAUUUCCAGGUUCUUUUACUCAUUAGUGAACAUUGGAAAUUUUUAACAAAACUGGCCCCAUGUCUGGAAAUAAGCCCACCCCCAACAAAGCUACAAAUGAGUUGUCUUGGCCCCCUGAGCUUAUUCCCGGUCAAAUACGGUAAUCAAGAUUGCGCUUCUGACAUAAAAUCUAUGAUUCAUGAAACCACGGAAAUUCUGCUAAAUUCAUAGCCUGUCUUUUUAGCUCUUGAAUAUUAGUGCACUGUCAAUGCCAGUAGAUGGGUCUUCUCCUUUUGAUAGUGUGCAAGGUGUGGCCCAGUAGAUAGAGCACUCGUCUGAGGUGAGAUGGGUUGU